GUUUGGUAAAAUUAUCUGAAAUAUAUAAAAUUGCAUAAAAUAUUUAAGAGAAUAUGUGUUUCUAUAAUUAUUUAAAGAGUAUAUUUAGAAAAAAUUUAAAAAAACUUUUAAAAAUCUAGUCUAAGUAGUGUAGUUUUCUUAAAAGCUAGUUGUGACGGAUAAUUGUUUGAUAUUUAUUCAAUGAUUGUACGUAUCUUUUGACCAUGUGUUUGGUUAAAUGCAUAAACAGUUAUAAAAAUUGAAUGUGGUGUAAGAGUCGUGACAUGUUUCAUUCAAACUCAAUUUAUUGUUGGACCUCUAAUUGUUUUGAUUAUGUUAUUUCAUACAAAUUCUGGUAAUUAUUUAAACGAAUUAUGCAAAAACAACAAAACUUUAAGAUUGUUUUGCACAGCUAUCGAUCAAACACGUAAUAUUAAAAAAAAAAAAUCACGAUUUCAAUUUUUCAUCAUCUAAUUAUCAGCAGUUAUUUGUCACAAAAUAAAAAAGACAAAAAUAAGUCUGAAUAUCCAGGUAGGAAGAUCCCCCAACAUGGGACUAUGGGAGUCCACGUGUAAGAAGCAUUACCUUGAAUCACACACCUUACCUUUCAAACUCUUUUUUUUUUCUUUCUUCUUUGUUCUUCAACUUCCGGUUACUUUCAUCAAUUUCAGAAAAAUUAACAGAAAUGGCGACAGCCAUAUCUGUUCUUUUACCUAAAUCAACAACUAUUGAUCUUCCCAAACAAUCCAAUUCUAAAUUCCUUAGUGGGUGUCCAUUAGAGGGUUUAUCUUUAAAUUUCAAACCAGGUUACGCCAAUAAACCUAGGGAUUUGGAUUUUCCCAGGUUGAUAGUCUCUGCUUCCGCCGGAACCACCGCUACAACCACCACCGGCGGUGGUAGUGGUAGAUUUUACGUCAAUUUCACUGGUUUCCCAUUCCCUCUUGGCCCUUUUCUCAAUAGACGCACUAUCAGGACCGAGGCUGUAAAAGACUGCAUAUGGCUGUUCGAGCAAGAACAGGCAUUGGGAUUCAGCAGCGUCUCAACAAACAUCAGAAUGACUGUAAUCAAACUCAAAUCAGGUGGAUUGUGGGUUCAUGCACCAAUUGCCCCAACUAAAGAAUGCAUUCAGUUAAUGAAGGAGUUAGGAGCUCCAGUAGAGUACAUUGUCCUGCCUACAUUUGCUUACGAGCAUAAAAUAUUUGUCGCCCCAUUUUCCAGAAAGUUCCCAGAAGCUCAAAUAUGGGUGGCACCAAGACAAUGGAGUUGGCCUCUGAAUUUACCACUUGAAUUUUUCGGGAUUUUUCGUGCCAAAACAUUACUACAUGAAGAUCUUUCAACCCCAUGGGGUUCAGAGAUCGAACAAAAGAUUCUUAGCUCUCCUGAAGUCGGAAUCGGACCAUACGUGGAGGUCGCAUUUUAUCAUAAGCCUUCAAAGACACUACUUGUAACUGAUGCUGUAAUAUAUGUACCAAAACAGCCUCCUGAAUGUAUAAGCAAUGAUUCGUUGUUGGCUUCUGCUAAAAACGGGUUGGCUGUGAAGCUUCUUAGUAAAGGGAAACAAGUCUCUCAAGAACCAGUCAUUGAUAACUCCAUGAACAGGCAAAAAGGGUGGGAGAGAAUGGUUCUUCAAAUCUUGUUUCUUGGCCCAUCAAAUCUGCUAGAACCAAACGCUAGUUUCUCACAAAUGUCACAGAAAUUAAUCGUUUCCCCAAUUGUUAAAACAUUAGUCUUCAGCAAAGUUCCUGAAAAGGUGAGGGAUUGGAUCGACAGCAUCUCGAGAGAUUGGAGAUUUAAGAGAAUCAUCCCUGCACACUUUGCGGCUCCUGUAAACGCAAACAGAUCCGAUUUUGUAGCAGCUUUUGCGUUUCUUGAUGAUCUGUUAGGAGAGCGUUAUGUUACACGACCUUCUCUUCAACUUCUGUUUACAUCGAUUAUGGGAAAGGCUGCAAGUUACUUUCCUCCAGAUGACAUGAAAACUUUAUCAUCGCUCGAUCAGUUUCUAGUUUCCGUUGGUGCAGUUAAGAAGACAGUUUCAGGUACGUCCUAUUUCGCUUUCAUCUUCUUCCUAAUUCUAAUUAAGAAAAAAGCUCAAGUAGCAGAAAGGUUUGACUUUUAA
This is a messenger RNA of Lactuca saligna, 2095 nucleotides long. NCBI's taxonomy places the organism in Eukaryota, Viridiplantae, Streptophyta, Magnoliopsida, Asterales, Asteraceae. The record is from the annotation of a GenBank genome assembly.